Puccinia graminis f. sp. tritici CRL 75-36-700-3 is the source of this 1044-nucleotide messenger RNA. RefSeq lists its product as uncharacterized. Lineage: Eukaryota; Fungi; Basidiomycota; Pucciniomycetes; Pucciniales; Pucciniaceae. The record is from RefSeq and is a predicted model, not a curated record. The transcript is spliced from 5 exons. The coding region runs from base 1 to 1044 and encodes 347 amino acids.
AUGGUCACUACCCGCAGCUCAAAAGCUCAAGCAGUCAAUGAAACUCCAGUCUGUCCUCCUCAGGCCCCCAAUGGUGCCCCGGUUGCUCGUUCCGGUUUUCAGGCCGUUCUUGCUGGCCCAGCCUCCUCGGCCUCUCCCGCCGAACUUCAUGCAAAUAGGUUCAUGAUUUCUGGCCCGGUUCGUCCCUUCACUCCGGUGAAUUCUCCAGCGACAAAGGUUCCGGUUCCGAUACAUCCAUCGACUGUGGCCCCGGAGUCAAGUCGUGCCAAGGAGCAUGUCGAUCCUCAUUUGGUUCAAGAGGGGAUUAACUUUUAUCCCCUCCAAAGCCGCUGGUCCCCAGCUUUUACCCCGUCGGGUGAAAGCAUUCCUCCCGGGCUCAGAAGCCCCGACUUCGUCCAUCCUAGCUCAAACGACGGGAGCUCCGGCUCCGAGUCCUCCAGUUCUGAAAUCUCUGACGGUUUCAGCUCUGGAUCCGAGUCUAACUCCAGCGCACCAACUUCCGGUCCUCCCUCCAUUCCUCAUUCAUCGGCGUUUCCAUCGCCAUCCUCCUCGGAUCUUCGUUCGGUCCCGCCCUCCGAGGUGUUCUAUGCCACUCGACCCAGGCCCAGUCAUCCAGUCGCCGGAUCGGGUAACUCCUACGAUGACCCAAUGGUCAUCGACGACGAUGCCGCCGCCGAUUCUGAUCCAGAAUCAGUUCCGUUCGGCCCCACCACCGAGUGGGGAAAUGCCCAACCGGCUGCUCCUCAAAUCGACACCGUCAAUCCGGACCCAUCAGCUCGCGAGAUGAUGGCCUUCGAUUACCGCGCCAUCCGGGACCAACUAGUCGGCUCCAAUCCGUUGCCGUUUGGUACCCAAGUGUAUCGAGAGGAAGACCUUCUCUUCCUUUUUCAGAAUGUCGCCAACAAUUUUAUUCAUUUAUCUAACAAAUACCCCGCCUCGACUCUCAGCGAAAUCGAGGACCGUGUCCAAUUUUUUCAGAAUCUUCAAUGGGUUUUUACGGCCGACCGUCAAGUUUUUCUGGCUACCCACUGCGGCUAUCCCUAG